CCAAAAUUUGAGUAACACACAGAAAGAUAGAGUGAACCAACAUCAUCACUUUCUCCUUCUUCUUCUUCCCUAACAUUAACGUUGUUGUGUGUCCGAAUCCGAUGGACUUCACCACUUUCUCCAAUUCCAGAGCCUCUUCUCAUGCAAUUCCUACCCCACACCCUUUUCGCCUUCAACCCUCUUCUUUUUCUUUCCAGCUUCGAUUUUUGAAUUUAAAGCCUUUGGGCUUGGUUGAGAAUCGUUUGGUUGCCCGUUGCACUUCUGGGUCUGAUGAACUUGGCUCUGUUAAUGGGUUGCCAUUUACACCCAAUAAGCUUUUCGUGCAGGAGGCUAUUGGAGCUGAAUAUGGGGAAGGCUUUGAGACUUUUAGGGCAGAUGGACCAUUGAAAGUUGAUGUGGACUAUUUGAAUGAUAAAUUGCAAGAUGGUUUUCUUCAGCGCAUACGCUAUGCUAUGAAGCCAGAUGAAGCUUAUGGUCUUAUAUUCUCUUGGGACAAUGUGGUGGCUGAUACUCGAGCUCUGAAGAAGAAGGCAUGGAAGCAACUGGCGUCCGAAGAGGGGAAGGAUAUUCCUGAAGGCAGUGAUAUGCAAAGAUUAAUGCUUUAUGCCGGUGCUGAUCAUGUGUUACAUAAGCAUUUUCUCUCAGAUGGGGCAGAAAAUGAACUGGAUAGACUAAAAUUUAGGUUCUCUCAGUUAUAUUAUGAUAAUCUUCUAAAACUUGAAAGACCAAUGGAGGGCAUCAAAGACUGGUUGGAAGCUGUUUAUACAGCUCGCAUCCCUUGUGCUGUUGUUUCAAGUCUUGAUAGAAGAAAUAUGGUAGAAGCUUUGGAACGAAUGGGGCUCAAAAAGUAUUUCCAGGCAAUUGUGACAGAAGAGGAUGGAAUGGAAUCAAUAGCUCAUAGAUUCCUUUCUGCUGCUGUCAAGCUGGAUCGGAAACCUUCCAAGUGUGUAGUUUUUGAAGACGAUCCUAGAGGAGUAACCGCAGCACACAAUUGUACAAUGAUGGCUGUAGCAUUAAUUGGAGCUCAUCCCGCGUACGAUUUGGGGCAGGCUGAUCUUGCUGUAGCUAACUUUAGUGAACUUUCUGUGAUCAACUUGCGAAGACUAUUUGCUGACAAGGGUCCUACAUUUAUGGACCUGCAGAAGCAGUUCAUAGAGAAAAAUCCUCCGAAAAGGAAACUUACCAUAGACACCAUUUUCUAAUAUGUUUUCCUUCCCAUUCCCUUUUUUUCCCUUUAGUUUUCCUUGUAAUUAAAUGAUUAUGUAGCCUUAAUUUUUUUAAUAUCAAAUAAAAUUGCAAUCAGUUCGGUCUUAUGUAAUC
Molecule: messenger RNA, 1320 nt
Organism: Gastrolobium bilobum
Lineage: Eukaryota; Viridiplantae; Streptophyta; Magnoliopsida; Fabales; Fabaceae
Product: 5-amino-6-(5-phospho-D-ribitylamino)uracil phosphatase, chloroplastic
Exons: 11
Coding region: 102-1202 (366 amino acids)
Source: RefSeq, a predicted model, not a curated record